Lymnaea stagnalis (great pond snail) is the source of this 16855-nucleotide messenger RNA. The record is from the annotation of a GenBank genome assembly. NCBI's taxonomy places the organism in Eukaryota, Metazoa, Mollusca, Gastropoda, Lymnaeidae.
ACUUCUUCCUACGGCUAACUGAAUGAUGAAGACACUUGCUGCUGCCUUCCUCGUGUUCAUUUGCUAUGAGGUUAAAACAUUUAAAAAAAAAAAAAUACUAAUUUGAGUUAUAACAAAAUAAAUUUAUGAACAAAAUGGAUCUAAAUUUUUCUUGAGACAAAAUUUCUGUUAUGAUAAUCAAGCCAUGGAUUCAAUCUGUGCUCCUGUUCGGAAAAGUGGCUAAUUUUCUGAACAAACGCAAUUUUAUUUAGAACAAAUAAUGAUAUCUAAUGUCAGUGAACAAUUUCUUAGUUUCUAUAUUUAUUUAAAUUUCUGACGAGAUAAAAUGUUUAAAUUUAAAAGAAUAUUUACAUUGUAUAUAGUGUCCCCACUUCGAAAUCUACCUAGUUAAAAAGAAUAAACCAUAUUGAACACACACAAAUGUAUACGGUACAAAAAUGAAUCAGACAUAUGAAAAUGUGCAAGAAUGUUUUGAACACUUUAGACUCAAAUUAAAUUGAAAGGGCAUCUUUUAUUAUAAAAUAUCAUCCACCCCAGAGUGACUUGACAUCCAAAAAUGUAACUGCGGACAUUUCACGCAAAAUCAGAAAUCAAAAUCCGCCGAAAGUUGCAUGCCCCUAGAGGAUGAAAAAAUCAAACACUUCACAUGUCUUCUCUUAGAUAAAGAUUUAUUAGACGAAUAAAUUAUUUCGAUGAAACAAUACAUUACACCAGGGUUACAAAAUCAAAUAAAAAGUAUAAAAAAAAAGUACGAACAAUUAAUUAAACUAUUAAAAAGUUUAACCUUACAAAUAAAUGAGAAUACAGUCAAUUAAAGUAUUAGUCGCGUGGUGUACGACUUAAUCUCUGGUGAGUAUUUAUUAAUACUUAUCAUCACCCGGCGCAAAGUCCUAUAUGUGGUAAUCGUUUUUUGUUGUUUUUUUGGCAAAGUUUUCUCAUCCGGGAUUAAUGGUUCACACCCUUGGUGUACCCGUGACCAGCACAUAAGACAAAUGGUCAUAAAUUGUGUCAAUUUUAAUGUAAGGUUUCGUUUCAAGUCCUAAUGAAAACGGACAUUUUUAAAUUUCCUACGGGAAAAUUCAUUUUAUGUCAAAUAUGUUUAAGGGCUAUUGUUGCUUACUCCUCUCUUCAUUAUAAAAAAAAAUAAUAAUAAUAAAAAAACAGCCUAAGCGUGAAACAAAUUACAAAAUUGAUAUUUUUGACGACCGUCUUUUUUUUUUUUUUGCUGGCAUCCGUCCGUCACAAUGUGCAGAUGGAGUGGGCUUCGUUGGAUUAUGACCGUCUUACUAUCAAACAUUUUUUAAGCCUAAGCGUGAAACAAAUUACAAAAUUGAUAUUUUUGACGACCGUCUUUUUUUUUUUUGCUGGCAUCCGUCCGUCACAAUGUGACGAUGGAGUGGGCUUCGUUGGAUUAUGACCGUCUUACUAUCAAACAUUUGUUAGACAUUCUUAUUUUGUCCAAGCUUCAACCAGUUCUUAUUUCCACCACAGGUUCAAGCAGUUGAGCUUCAUACAGUGUUACAGAAACGAGACGGUAAGUCGGCCAAUGGUAAUACUGGAAAACGUACACCGUAUUAAUUUGUUCAACUUAUUUUUGAUAUAAUAGUCGACUUAACUAAAAUAUGGAAUACAUUUUUUUUUAAACACAUUAUGCAACGCAAAUUUUAACAAGAGUUUCCAUCUUUUAAAUCAAAAAGACUUAAACUCAGCCAGCAUCUCCUAAAUGUUCAUAAUUCAUUUGUCCUUAAAACUGAUGCGUAAGUGGUCUCCAUAUUUGUUAUUUAAAUUUGUUUAUUUUUAGAACAUUAGCCUUAGAACCGUAAAUCUAAGGACCGUGGUGGUGGAAGGAAAUUUAGCAGUACCAAAUAGCUGGUCCACUGUUCCAGUAUUAAACAGAAACUCGUCCCUCUCCCCCCAUUGACAGCGACGAGGCCAUAACAGGCAAUUCAGGCUCAUACCAGCAAGAAGCCAGUAUAGGAGCUGCUCAUUCCUGCCCAAGACAAUCAGGGACUGGAACAAUCUUUCAAAAGGAACUGUUGAGGUGACAACACUAGACACAUUUGUGUCUAUUGCCUCAAGCCUUCAAACCCCUAGUGCAUGAUUCCCUCAUAAAGUGGCACUGGAAAUCAGUGGAAUUUCCUCAUCAACACCAGGAACGGAACCAUUGCAAAUCCCAUCUACAUGCAUAGGAGCCAAAGUGAUCAAUAAAUUGAUCGUGGGCCCUUAAGAUAUAGAAGAAGAAGAUAAGUUUUCAAAACUCCGGCGCCAACCAAUAUACAUAAAAUGAAUUCAUUCGGGUUAUAAUGCCCCUGAAAUUAUUUUUUUUAAAUUGUAAAUGAAGGAUUGCGUUCAAGCUAUGUGAAGCAAAUAGUGGAGCAAGGUAUAAACACACACACAUAUAUAUAUAUGUAUGUAAGAAUGAGCUAGGCUGACCAUAACGCCAAACAGACGAAGCGACUUAAAUACCUUCCUAAAAAAAGCCAUGAUAUGGAUUUUCUAUUAUUUUACGUAGAUCGAAUAAAUUUAAAUGAGCUAAAAAUAAAAUAUAUAAGCUGUUAUUUUAGUAAAUGUGUAAGUAUUUUUAUUUUAAGUUACAAAUACUUUUUUUUUUUAAAAAUAAAGAGCUAUUUUUAAAAUGUUAUCUGAAUUUGAACGUUGUGAAAAGAAUGUGAUGAAAAAAUUAUCUAAAAAAAUCAUCGUAUUUACAUUUAUCGGAAAAAAGUACACAUCUAUGGGUUUUAUAGCCUUUUUUUUUAGUGUGUUGCUCAUAUUACAUAAUAAAAUUAAAUUUUUUUGUUUUUUUUCUAAAUAAACACGCACAUGAAGUCAUAGCGCCAAUAGCCUAUUUUAUCUUAAGUUCUAGUAUCUUUAAUUUAAUAACCGCGCGUGAAAAGACGAAUAGUGUAUUUGACUCUUCUUAAAAGUAAAAUUGUGUACAACUGUUAACUUUGUAUUUUUAGCAUUACUAAGUUUUUUUAAUUCCCAGAAAUAUAAUUUCGUUAAAUUCACAACGUAAUAAAAACUUAAUGUUUAAUUAUAAUUUUAGUUAGAAAAUGCCGAUUAAGUCAAUCAGUGCAGCGAAAUUCCAUAGCCAAAUAAAUAGCACUCAUUAAAAAAAACAAAAAAAACAUGAAGUUCAAGAAAAAAAAAUUGUUUGCGUUUGUAAGGACUCCAAUCCCGUGGAUGUUUUUAUUAAUUCUUUUAUUAAACUCUUGGGGGUUGGAAGGGGAUUCGACGCGUCCAUUUCGCUCUAGGCAGCAAAAGACAAGCCUCAGAAUAAACGAAUCAAUUUGAACAAUAUUUAACCUUCUUAAGUACAUAUAUUUCAGGGGUGUGUACAUUUUUACUUGGUUGACACUAUGGAAAAUCAAUGGCGCUAACAAAACGUGGGUCUAUUUACAUAAGUAUGCCCAUGAAUAUUCAAACCAAGUCAUUUUAUACAUGUGAAUUUUUUUUUUUUUUUUUUAAAUAUUGUUAUAGAUGUGUUAUGAUUUUCUUUUAAAAAAUGAAAAUAUAUUUUUCUUUUUACUUUGUGAAACGUAAAGUGUAUUUAGGCCUAUAUUGUUAUGAGAUUUAAUAGCAUUUCUGUAAAAAACAAAGUCAUUUUAUACAUUUGAAUUUUUUUUUUUUUUUUUUAAAUAUUGUUAUAGAUGUGUUAUGAUUUUCUUUUAAAAAAUGAAAAUAUAUUUUUCUUUUUACUUUGUGAAACGUAAAGUGUAUGUAGGCCUAUAUUGUUAUGAGAUUUAAUAGCAUUUCUGUAAAAAACCACAGAAGUCUGCUACAUUGGUUAAAUUAUUAAUGAAAAUAUCGAUGCUUGUUUAUCAAAUUCCGUUAUAAUAUAAUAAAUUUAAAAUGGUAUUUAGAGAUUUGCUGUAAAUUUUAAAUUAAGUUUUCACAAUUUUAAGGAAAUAUUUUUUGUUUAGUUGAGAGGCCCUAAAAGUGGUAGGGUAGACCCAACAUUUAACAAUUUAAAACACAUGUCACCUAAAAUGUGUCUCCAACGUACAAAUCAGCCGUCAGUGUCAUUUAGUGACAAUAUGAAUUUAAUUAGAAAUCAUUUAAAUGGGGUAAUUUAGGCCAUGUUGAGAGAACAAAAAUGAGGUUUAAGGGCACAUAAAGUGGGCGUAUAAUAUAUAGUAGAACAAAAUUUCUUAGAAAUUUUAAUGAUGUUAGAAUCGUAAGCAUCUUUGCAUAGAUACUUCUUUUUAAUAUAAGGAAUUGUGAUGAGUUUCCGCAAAUAGAAAUUAGCGCAAAUUUCUGCCCUUAUCAUCUUGAUAACAUCGGGUAAUAUUUUCUAACGUGGAAGUUUGAAAUACCUUGUUCCACUAUUUCCUGUAACAUUCUUUUAGCCCCCAGUUUAGUGUUACCCUUAGGCUCUAUAGAGUCUUCUUAUCAAUGCCAAAUUAAAUGAAAUUAAUAUUUAUUCCAAUUCAAUUAAAUUUGUUUCAAUUAAUGUCAUCAUUUUUUAAAAAGAUAUUAAAAAUACCGAUGCAGUCAUUCUGAGCCAAAUUUUUUUUUUUUUAAGCAAGCAUGCAGUUCGGUGCAAACCCGAAUUUCUUCUUCUAUAUUUUGAGGGCCUACCAUCAAUUAGAUCAGUCAUUCUACAUUGAAUUUGUUUUUUUUUUUUUAUAUUUAAAUAAAUUAUUUGCUUGUUUGAUCUGCAAUUUUUUUAUUUUUUUUUAAUGUAUUUGACCACAUCCUCUUUAAAAAAAUUAUUAACAGAAAAACACUUUUUUAAAUCAUAACUUAUUGUACUAUUAUUUCAUUUGACUUGUAGCGAGCAGCUACGACGCAUAUUACGAUUUUAAGACGUCGUCGUUCACAGAUCACCCCAACGUGGUCAGAGUUGAGGACUUCUGUGGGACUGAUUGCAGCACUAGAGGUGAGACAUUUGGGGGGGGGGGAUAACUGGUAGUACUAUAGGUGAGACAUUUGUGUGAUAACUGGCAACAUUAAAAGUACGAAAUUUUGUAGGAAUAAUUGGUGGCACUAGAGAUGAGGCAUUUUGGGGGGAUAACUGGUGGCACUAGAGGUGAGUCAUGUUAGGAGGAAUAAUUGGCCGCAUUAAAAUUAAGAUUUUUUAAAAUAUUUUUUUUUCGGGGGUGGGGGGACUUUUUUUGGAGGGGGGACUGACAGCAGUAAAGAUGAGAUAUUUUUGGUGGCACAACUAGCAGAACUAAAGCUGGGACAUUUUUGGUGAAAAGCUGGCAGCAUUAGAGGUUAUACAAUUUUGGGUAGAUACGUGGCAGCACUAUAGCUAAGACAUUUUGUUGGUACUGUUUGCAGAACUAGAGGUGAGACUCACUGUGUCAAAUAUUUUGUUGGUACUGUUUGCAGUUCGUUUUGUGAGACUCACUUUGUGAGAUAUUUUGUUGGUAAAGUUUGCAGCAUUUGAGGUGAGACUCACUUUGUGAGACAUUUUGUUGGUACUGUUUGCAGUACGUUUUGUGAUACUCACUUUGUGAGAUAUUUUGUUGCUAAUGUUUGCAGCACUAGAGGUGAUACUCACUUUUUGAGACAUUUUGUUGGUACUGUUUACAGCACUAGAGGUGAGACUCACUUUUUGAGACAUUUUGUUGGUAUUGUUUGCAGUACUAGAGGUGAGACUCACUUUGUGAGACAUUUUGAGGGGUGAGUGGCAGCGCUAGACGUGCGAUAUUUUUUCGAGACAACUUGUCUAGAUCAGCAUUUAUUUCAAUUGUUAAAAAUGUAUGUCCUAUGUUUAUGUUUGAGUAAGGCUUUCGGUAUUUUUGUGGUUUUAUUGACAGGUAGUAGGUGUCAAAGUUUAGUACCUAUCACCCCUAUCACCGAUGUCACAAAACUCUAGCCACUCCACUUGUUAGGAGGAAUGUCGUUAAUGCGUGGAGAGAAGUGACGUAAUUAUCCCAGCUUUACAUGUACAACGCUUUUGUGUGGUUACCGCAAAAAAAUAUUACGGCAUACUUUGAUGGGUACUAGUACUACGGUGCUGUUAUAGGCAAACUUUGACGCGUCACUAUUGACAAACCUCUGUUACUAUUAGGAAAAUCUUGACGCUGUCGCUAUUAGGCAAACCUUGACGCUGUCACUAUUGACAAACCUUGACGCCGUCACUAUUGAAAAAUCUUGACUCUGUUACUAUUAGGAAACCCUUGACGCUGUCACUAUUAGGAAAACCUUGACGCUGUCAAACAUAGGGGAAAACCUUGAUGCUGUCACUAUUAGGCAAACCUUGACGCUGUCAAACAUAGGGAAAAACCUUGAUGCUGUCACUCAUAGGAUAACUUAUCGCUGCCAUUAUUACGCAAACCUUGACGCUGUCACUUUUAGCCAAACCUUGAGGCUUUCAUCUUUAAAAAAAAAUUAAUUGAAACUGUCACUGUUCGGAAAACAUUGACGCUGUCACAAUUAGGCAAACCUGGACGUUGUCACUAUUUUUUAUUUGGAAACCAUUAGCAUUGUACCAUCAUUUAAUCUCACUUGGUCUUUUAGCAUGACGGUUGUACUAUCUUCAUCAUUCCUGUUUGAAAAUAUGCAUCACUUAACGGUCAGAAGAUCUAUUCCAUAGGUGUACUCAAGAUAACCCUACCCCAGGACGACGCCAGUAAGCGAAGAGUAGUGUUGGACAUGGAAUUUGAGAACCCCACAGGCUGGACGUUCAACCUCGGUGAUUCCAGCACCAACAAUGGCUACGGUAAGGAUUGGUUUGUCAUAAUUAUAUUAGCAUCCACGCAUUGUGUGUGUGUAGAGAAGUAGAAAGAUAGUAGGUGUGCAGUGCAACUAAGGUUUACCGUGCAACCAGGUAUACAGCUCACUUUGGUAUCAAUACAAAUAGGUAUCAUCACAAAUAGGUACACCUUACAAAUAGGUACACCUUACAAAUUGGUACAUCUUACAAAUAGGUAUACCGUUCAAAUGGGUAUACAGUACAAAAUAGGUAUAAAGUACAAAUAAGUAUUCAGCACAAAUUGGUACACAGUACAAAUAGGUACAGUAUAAAUGGGUAUGCAGUACAAAAGCAUAUUCAGUAGGAGUGACCGCUUGGGCCGUGUCGAUAAUGUAUUUAGUCAAAACUGUCAAACAUUUUAUUUGUGUAUAUAUAAAUUUGUGAAUUGUUGCAUAUUUUACUUCAAUUAGCUCUCAUUUUUUUUUUCCCUUUCACACCACAGAGUGCCUCAAUUUAAUACACUUUGAUAAUUGAACACACAGAUCGAUAGUAGAUAUAAAUAGGCAAUAAAUUCAUUAAACAACCCCUAAAAACUAAAUGUUUCUAUUAAAUCAUUUAUAAAUGUAAUAUCGUGUAAUUGGGGGGGAUGACAAAAUAUGACAAAACGCGCUUUUUAAGAAUUCCGAUUAGUGCUCUGUUAUGUUUUCAGAGCUUUUAUUUUAAAAAAGUAACAUAAACAUAUUUAUACAUAAAUACAAGUUCUCAGUCAGGUGUUGACUUUCUGCUUGCGUCCGGAACACGGUUCAUAAACAUACUCUCUCUCAACAGUGUCUCUGCGCAUGCGCGCUGUUUCACCUGGCUGGCUAUCGGGACGGUCCAGUCCCCUAGUCCACCAUAACAGCUCCCCCAACAAUAACAAGUCCAGUACCAAUGGUGCUCGACGUUGUCUUUGAGAUCUCCUGGGUAUGACAUAGUCUGAAGGUCUUGGAUGUCGAGGGUUAAUCUUCUUCUUAGGUGGACUUGGAGUUGCUGGAUGUGUAGACGGUUGAUGACUCAGGGCUGCCUGAGUUGUUGGAUAAAGACUUCCUGUCAUUAUAUCCAAGAGAAACAAAGAAAACUAUUUAUAAAACUGUGAUCAGACCAGUUGUAACAUAUGCAAGUGAAACUUGGACCCUAACAAAAACGGCAGAAAACCUAUUAAACACAUGGGAGAGGAAAGUUCUCAGGAAAAUAUAUGGGCCAAAAAAGGAUGAAUAUGGAUGGAGAAUACGAACCAACCAGGAAUUAUACAGUCUAUAACAGGCUCCCACGAUAGUGGCAGAAAUAAAAAGAGGCAGGCUACGCUGGGCAGGACACCUAGAGAGAAUGCAAAAUGACAGAGGAACGAAGAGGUUGCAUCACCAAUACCCCAGAAGAAAAAGGCUUAAGGGCAGACUUAGGCUUAGGUGGAUAGAUGAUGGUGAAAAAGAUCUACAUCAGCUGAAAGUCCAAGCAUGGACAAGAAAGGCAUUAGUUAGGUCUGAGUGGAAGGAAGUGGUGAGGUAGGCCAAAGCCCUACAUGGGCUGUAGCGCCACAUGGAUGGAUGUCAUUAUAUCCAUAUUUGGUUCUGAAUCUUCUUCCGCUCCAUACCUGGGGUGAAGUUGGUCUAAAUGUAUCUUCCAUGUGGGACUAUUUGGAUAAAUUUUCACCUUGAAAAGACGUGGUCCCAUAACUGUUGCUGUUCCAUUUACUCUGACUUAAAAUGGAUCUCCCCCGGUUAAAUGAUCGACUAGGACUUUUAUUUGUCCCAUUGCAGACAGCUAUUUCUUUAAGAUGUUGUCCCUGUGCUCGAUGAGCAGGUGAGGGAACUAAAGUAUCAAUAAGUGAUCUUAUUUGCCGAUUGUUCAGCGGUUGGCUAGGUGAUAACCCAUUAGCCAAUGCUGUCCUACGAUACUGACGUAGAAAGUCUUGUAGAGAUUACUUUAAAGGUAAUGAGGAUUUUUUUAGUGAACUCCUGAAACUUUGAAUCAGUCGUUCGGCCGCUCUAUUCGUAGCAGGAUAAUAGGGAGCGCCUGCAAGAUGUACAAUACCCCUCUCUUUACACCAAUGCUGAAAUUCUUCCGAGAUGAAGCUAGUAGCAUUGUCACUGACUAUAGUGUGUGGAUAGCCGAAACGAGCAAAAUCUUCCUCCAGAAGAUCAAUGGUGGCUUUGGUCGACGAAGAUGUUGUCCUGUGGAUACACGAAUACUUUGAAUAAGCAUCUAUCCUCACCAACCAAUGUGAUGCCUUAAAGUUAAUGGCAUGGUCGAUGUGUACUCGACUCCGUGGUUUUUCUGGCAACAUCCAUGGGUGGAUACUUGCUUUGUUUGGGUCUCUGGCGUGUUCUGCACAUGCCUGACAUGUUCGACCCAUCUCCAUGAUUUGAGCAUCAAUUCCUGGCCAAUAUACAAAUGAUCUUGCUAACUGUUUCAUCCGCUCGAUUCCAAAAUAUCCUGUAUGCAGGAUUUGGAGAACUUGAGCAUGUAGUAUUUUUGUUAAAAUUCUUGAACCAUAAAAUAGAUAAUUUGACUCCACGGAGAGUGAGUCUUGAAUAUUUUUAAAAGCUGCAAUAUUAGCUGCAUCCUUGUUCAAGUACGAUUUGUUUGUAGAGGACGGUCAGCCCUCUUGACAAAAUCGCAUUACUGUAGACACAGUAGAAUCUUUAAGUGCCUCUUUAGCAAGGACUCCUGGGUCUGUUGGUCUGAUCUGUAAACUGAUUUGUUUAAUCAAACAAACAGAAUCCAUGUCUGCUUCACUUUCUUCAACAUCAAAUAGGUCAUCAGGCCCUGAGGGUAGACGACUAAGAGCAUCCGCAUUGCAAUGUUCAGAUGACUUACGGAUUUGUUCAUGAGCUUUAAUCAAUGAGUUUUGAUUACUUACGUGAUUUAUCUUUGUUUGCAACAGCGUGUCUAUUGAAAUCUUGAGGUUCUUUAUUGCAGUUCUUCCCAACAAAUUUAAGUUGUGGUUUUUCACUACUAAAAAAUGUCGAAUUUGUAGUUAUUUCCCCUGCCUCAGCAUUUAUCUCCACACCUCCCAAAACAUUAAGUAGGUCACCAGACGCCGACUCGUACUUGACCGAUACUGGGCUCAAUGUUGAUUUCACCAAACAGAUUCAGACAUAACAUUUUCUCCGGCUCCCGUAUCAAAUUCGAAUGCAAACCUCUUUCCUUCUAAAACGAGUUCUCGAUAUAAUAGGUGGGGAUAGUUUUUAUUUGGUUUUUGCCUUCUUAUUAUUUUGAGAUCUAUUGGUUUCUGUUUUGGAGCAUACUCUUUCUUAUUAAGACAAACUCUUUCUAGAUGUCCUCUCUUGUGGCAAAAGCGGCAGAUCAUGUCUUUGUACCUGCAGACAUUUCCUUUAUGGCCUCUUACUCCACACCUGCCACAAGUUCCAAUCGGGAAAUCGUGUCUUUGAGAUGGAGAAAAUUUCUCUGCUGUCUGAUGUUGCUUAUUCCUUUUUGUCUGAAUUUUAUUGAUAGGCGUUUCUUCAUGGACUGUUUCUUUGGCACAUUUCGCUACCUCCUCUGUUUCAACAGCUAUUUCUACUGCCUUGUCAAAUGACAGUUCAGUGUCCUUCAUCCGAAACAAAAUUCUCCAUACAGCCUCGUUCUUUACAGAGCCCAUGAAUGUUUUUCGUAAAGCUUCAUCUAGGGGAUUUUUGAUAUUACCAAACUCACAAGUGGCUGCAUCUUGCCUUAUCCUAGCCGCAAAAUCUUUGUUUACCCUGGUUUUCUAAUUGAAUCAGACCAAAAUUUGAACCUUUCCCUGAUAACAAAUUUGGUAGGAUCAAACUGAUCGAUCAUUAUCCCAUAUAUUUCUUCCAUGUUCAAAUCAUUUAAAUUUUGUGGUGGUUCUUUUUUUUUUUGUACGAGGGUUGACAACAUGUUAUGCAGCUCUGGCGUUUGACUUUAAAAAAAAAACUUGCGCCUGCCUUUCCUAUGGCACAUUAUUUGCCAACACGAAGGCCACAUAACUAGCGUAGUAGUCUGUGAACGUUUCCUCGCUACUAUUGGAAUUCGUAAACUUCAUAUUAGUAGCCCUAUGACCUAUUGCUAGUUUUAACAGUUGCUCGUUCUGCUGAAUCAGCUUUUGGAUGAUGUCACCUUGGGUCAGAUUUAACUCCGCCAUUGUGUGUUUACCUCCUCCGUCCCGUGAAGUCACUCGUGUGUAUCAAUCUAUCACUCGGUUGCACUGAGUUGUACUGAGUUUUGUAUUGAGUUAAUACUGACCAUCAUACUGUGUUGUUGAUACUAGUCGAUACCAUACUGGCCACCAUUUGUUAUGUUUUCAAUGGGUUUAUUUAUUUCAAACAAGUAACAUAAACAUAUAUAUAUACAUAAAUACAAGUUCUCAAUCAGGUGUUGACUUUCUGCUUGUGUCCGGAACACGGUUCAAAAAUACACUCUCUCAACAGUGUCUCUGCGCAUGCGCGCUGUUUCACCUGGCUGGCUAUUGGGACGGUCCCGUUCACUAGUCCACCAUAACAUGCUCACUCUUCAAGGCUUGCAACCGAACAUUUUUUUCACGCCCUUCGAUAUUCUAAUGACCCAAAAGCUUUUCCACCGCAAAUUAUUUUCACCAUCAUUUUUAGAAACACAAAAUCAAAUAUUACGCACCAAACUCACUGGAGAGUUUUUGAUUUUAAGAAUCUCGUUUAGCGCAAAUAUCGGACAUUUUAUUUCGUGAAAUCGAUCGCAUCAUAUUUCCUUCAGUUUCCCCUUGAAAAAAAGAGGAAAAACUGUUUUGUGAGGAUAGCGGGUGGGGCUGAAAAUUUCAAAUGAUGUGUUGUUAUCGGCAACGAGUCUAUGUGCCAAAUUUUAGCUCGAUAAGUUGACGGGAAGUGGGUCAAUUAGCCGUUAGAAAUGUUGCCAGCCCGCCACAAACAAAAGCGAAGUUAAUUUAAAGGAUUUUUUUUUUUAAAAAACGGUUUUGGACAUUUUCAUCGAACAACGUCCUUGUUUCUUUAUCAAUUAAUUAUUUCAACAACAAUGUAUUGUUAAUAUUUCUGUUUGCAGUUAUUAUUAUUAUCAUUAGCUUUAAAGCUCCAUCUCACAUCAUUAGCUUUAUUUUUUUUUUUAUUUGAAAAUAUUUUUAAUUCAAGCUGGUGACUCAUCGUCCCAGAGCAGAGACGCAGAAGUUCACGGCAAUACCAAUUCACUCUUGGGCUACCUCAGUGACAAUGGUGGCAGUGGCCAGGCUUUUAACAUUCCAAAUUUGUAUAGGUGAGUGAACGCCUCACGGAGUAAGGCGAUUGCGAUUGAUAAACAAUUGUAUGAUCUGAACGACAUUCAGGGAAACGGUGUACAUUGAAAAAAAAAAUACGUUAAAGGUGUAAACUGUGUGAUGAAGCAUGCUUUUUUUUGUUUUUGUUUAUGUUUUUUGUGUUUUUUCCGUUGACGUGGUUAUACAUUUGCGAUGAGGCUAAGAAUUAAUUGAAAUAUUUUUCAGACCUUUGUUUGAAGACAGAUAAUACCAAGUAAUGAAAAACUUCGUGACGUCCUUAGACAAAGUAGACAACCGUAAGACUUGGGGGCAAUACAACUCUAAACAUUGCCCAAAUGUAUUUGAAAGUUGAAUAUGUUUUUAAAAAAAAAAAUUAUUUGUGCUACUGUUUCUUUUUUAUUUCAACUGGCAACUUAUAAUAAACAUCAUAUUGUUCUACACAUGUGCCCAGUAAUCACCUGACCUUAUUAGUCGGAGACGAGAUCCUGGUUUGGACUGCUGACCAAGACCCCACUAAGACGAACUUUUUCUCAAGCCCGGGCUGGUACGCAUUAAACGGACAGCCCGACUACGAGGGACCUGUCAACUAUGACCUUUACCUUGGCAUCAACAAGGUCAUAUCCGGAGGAAACUACAACGGACGCGUAGGUUCCGGUCUCUGUCGAGUCGGCAUCAAGUUUCUGCCCGCUGUUUAGUUGAUGGCUCAUUGUUUAGUGGAUUGAUCAUCUGACGAACGCUCUCAAAUAAGGCCUGCACGCUAAACUGAAACAACUUUACGUUGUAUUAAACGAUUUACAUCUCUUCCAACAACCGCUGAUUUAUACACUGUUGUCGUCUUAACAUAAUAUUUAUAUACUAGAUACAGCCCGCCAAACAAUGGCGCCAGCAAGGCAUGGACUUCCCAUCUACUAAAAGUUACUUGACAAAACAUGGACUACAGUUACGCAGAUUUAAGAAUCCAAAUUUUCGCUACACCCCUUGCCCCAUGAUACGUUCCGGCAGACUUUUUAUUUCACGCCCAUGACCUUUAUUAAAUACUCUCAUGUCCCAACUACUUUUAAACGAAAUAGUUUUACACCAUACUUAAAUUGAGACCAUUUCAUUCUCCGAAAAGAAAAUUGAAUUACCGGUACGCGAUAAACGUAGUUUGUAAUUUUAAACAAUCAUUUAGUGUCUUAAUUAUCGGGAAUUAUAUUUUGCGCCACCUUGAACUCAUGAUUGAACCAUAUUUUCUUCAAACAGUUUAGAAUUAUUUAUUUUGUAAUAUGCUCUCAAUAACAAAUUCGCUGACCAGGAAACGGUCUAUUGGGAAGCAGUCCACGAGUCAUACCGGAAGCGUAACAUAUAAAAGAGAUUUUUUUUUUUCGUACCGGUAAUAAAUAAUGUUGUUCAGCUAUGUUUAAAGAAGAGUUAUUAUUUAAAGGGAAGCUAUUUCAUUUAAUUUUUUUGGUUUGAAAUUAACUUUGGUUUUACGUCACCCAAGAACGUUGCACUAGAAAGCUUCUUUUGUGUGACUUAGAUGUCUACUAACACUGAUCCAAAGUUUGGGGAUCGGCGACAAAACACAAUACAAAAAAAAGUAUUACUUGAAAUUAAAAAUGUGAAAUAGUUUAUGCAUUUUUAAAUGUUGAAACAACAUCGCUUUGACACUAAAAAUUAUUUGUGCAAUAGUUUAUUUUGUGAUGGGCCAUGGGUAAUUGUUACGAAUGACCUAUUAUUGUGGUUUAUCGAUCAUCAUUGCAAACUCUGACCUGCACACACUCUGCUGUCUUAUUUUUAAGUGUGAUAACGAACUCUGACAUUCAGUUGACAUAGCCGUUGUGUAGUCUAGUCUUAAUUUUAUUGUGAAUAUCAAAUCUGACCUACAGUGCGCAUCGCCCGCUAUGCAGCUUAAUCUUAAAUUUAUUCUCAAUUUGAACAGUGACAAACACUGCUACAAACAAACCGUUUCCUAGUAAAGUCUUAAAUUUACUGUGAAAUAAGGCGUAAUUACAAUACAAUGUAAAACACCAGUUGAUAAUUUUUAUUUACUAUAUUUAUUUCUAUAUUUCAUACCCAAAACCAUCUGAAAUAGACCUAUUGUAUACGAUUAACACGUCUAGUAAAAGUCAAAUCCAGUCAUCACAUUUUGAACCCGUCACAGACGUUGGCAUUCUAAAGCCUAUUCGUUUUUUAGAAAAUUAAAGAUAUAAGAAUUAAGCAAUUUUUUGUUUACCGGUAUUAGUAUUGAGAAGGUACCUUUGUUAAAGUUCCCGUAAUCUUCCAGUUUUUGAGUGCAGCGGCCACCGUGUCUUUAGAAAACUGAGGAAAUAUGCUCGCGUAAUGCUGCAGGACAACCUCAAGAUCCCAAAGUGGGUAAUCUUUAGAAACUUCAGCAGAUUUAAACGCGUCUUCAUUCCUGACUACGAUGCUCUCACCUCCUUGACCACACGCCUCAUCGGAUGGCGCGCGUGGAGGAAUGGUCAGCCGAAGAUCUUUCUUCACCAAACUGCCAUUCUCGUCCUCAACAAGCAGUGUCGAUUCGACAAUGCCGAGGAAUUUUCCAUUAGGCCAAUGUAUCGCUCUAGGACUUGUUUGCAAGGGAAGCUUUCUUAUGUCUGUAAAUAUCGCAUCAAAGCAAUCAUGAAAGUCCUCCAGGCUUUUUGAGCUUUGCAACGGGUUAAAGACAUAAUAGGGUUUCCAUGUGUAACCUGUGUUUGCUACAGAUUUGUCUUCUUUGAUAUUGCAUGUAGACGAUGCAACUGGUUUCUUCAGUUUCAAUAAGAUUCUAUCAUCGGAUUCCUUAACGUAUUUAAAGGUCUGGAAAGAAUAUGUAUAUUCCGGAGACUCUUCUGAAAAGUCCAAAGAAAUGGUGCGCAUUACUGGAUAUCCACAACCGACCUCCACGAGGUAUUGAUCAUCGGGUGAAACAGCACCAUAGAUCAACACGACUAAGUGGUUGUCUGGUGUUAGAUCGUUACAGAACACCGUUGAGUGGGCCAUCCUGGCAUCGUAGCCGAGUGCUGACAGCAAAGCAAACAUAAAAGUGUUCUUAGAGUAGCACAACCCUCCCUGACCCGCGAACAUAUCCUUUUUAAUAUCCUCCCAGGACCUCCUGUGGCGUUUGUCCACAUCAAAAGACAUCAGCGUCAGAGUCUGAAACGGUUCCUUGCCGUAGAAAGCUACAAUGAUUUUAUUGAGUAAUUCGAUCCUUUCAUUUGCUUCCAAUGAGCUUACGGGAACAUUUAGUACGUUGUCUAUCAUUAGAAUAUUCUUAAGAAAUGAUUUUGCCUCUUCAACACUCAGUAGAUCCAUAUUAGUACGAUUUGAUUUGAUACUUAUAGAUUAUCAACUUGAAAAAAGAUGAUUUUUCUGGCUUUGCUUUAUUUCUACGUUACGCAAAAGAAAAUUUUAAGAACUUCACUGUAUGGAGUUUACUUUUCUUAAUGCCUUGAUGGAUCAACUUUGACCCUGAUCAGCUUUAGAAUUAGCUCUUAUAGCGAUGACGUUCAAGUGUCUGAAAGGUUUAGAAAAAAAAAAAUUUAGCAUAGGAUUUCUCAAAACUUUACAAAUAAUAACAUCAUAGAGUUUACCACCCUUUACAAUACGUUUUUUUAUUAUUAUUUUCAUUUUAUUAAAAAGAAAACACUUUUCCCCCUCGCCUUCCCACCCCAAACCCCCAUCAUUACAAUUAACCGAAGACUUAGAGAUCGUCAAUAAAUCAUAAAAAGCUCUUUCUACUUAAGGAAGAACGAAGUUAGUUUUUUAAAUUAUUAUUAUUAUUUUUUUAAUUUAGAUUUUUUUUUAAAUGUUUGCAUGUGCUUCCAAAACUGACACAUACAUUGUCAUACUUUUUAUAAAGAGAAUACAUAUCUUAAACACACGUAUAUGUUCUCUUUAAAAAAAUUAACGUUCCGAUCCAAAAUUCUUCAGUUAUAUUUUAUUGUAUUUUUACCUGUGCUGAAUGAGAUUACAAACAAUGAGUUUACAAACAGUGAGUUUACAAACAACGCGUUUACAAACAAUGAGAUUACAAACAAUGAAAUUACAAACAAUGAGAUUACAAACAAUGAGAUUACAAUCAAUGAGAUUACAAACAAUGAGAUUACAAACAAUGAGAUUACAAACAUUGAGUUUACAAACAAUGAUUUUAAAAACAUUGAGUUUACAACCAGUGAGUUUUACAAACAAUGAGUUUACAAACAACGAGUUUACAAACAACGAGUUUACAAACAAUGAGAUUACAAACAAUGAGAUACAAUCAAUGAGAAUACAAACAAUGAGAUUACAAAAAAUGAGAUUACAAACAUUGAGUUUACAAACAUAUAGUUUACAACCAGUGAGUUUACAAACAACGAGUUUACAAACAAUGAGUUUACAAACAAUGAGUUUACAAACAGCCUUAUUACAAUACAAAACACGGUUCGUUACUCAUGUUUUUGUCAGAUGUUUUAUGUUGAAUGAUUGACAGUAUUUACAGGCUACCGUGUUAGGAGCUGUUAUUUCAAACAAAUCAUGUUACAGUUUUUAAUAGUUUUUAAGAACCACAAGCAAGAAAACUCACCCAGCAAUGCAGUCAUUCCUUUUAUGGAUAGUAAAACCGACCAGCACAGGUAGGUUCACAGGUAUCGUGCAUUCGUGCUGUAACUGUAACGUGACGAUAGACAUGUGGCCGUAAUACUACCUGAGCAAUACCAUACAUUCACUGAGAUGAUUUUUAAAGAAGGAAAAAACAAUGAUAAUGUUCAAGCGACAAAAUAAGGUAGUUUUUUUGUUUUUUUUUAAAUCUCAUAAGUAGAUUAAAGUACGGCCUCGCUGCACCCACAGCCCACCAGCCUCAGCCGUAUAUGUGGUAUACUAGUACUCGGUCUUCGUUCACAAGCCCAUAAGACUUAAAGUAUUUUAUAGAGCGAAUGUGUGACGUGCAACACACAGGUAUCCAGUAGAGUUAACGGUGAACUAGAUUAGCUUUGGGCUAGUGUGUGUUAGCG